CGCCGGCGGACCCAGCCCACCCCGGGCCGUUGCCUCGGGGGACUGGGACCCUCCUCCCCGGCUGUGCCGCGAGCGCCCGGCCGGCGUCAGGGGCCGCGCCCCGCGGCGUGUGGGGGUCCCAAGCGGGGUCUCCCCGGCCAGUGCCCCAGCCCGGCUCCCCCGCCCCGGCGGUUGCGGGGCGCCCCGGAGCAGGGACCGCAUCCCCGGAAGCUCCUCCCCGCGGGGGCUGCCCCUCCCCGCGGACUGAGGCGACGGUUACUUAUCGCCGCUGCCGAAGCAGCCCAGUCGGCACCCGCGCAGCCCGGGACGCGCGGGGGCGAUUGGCAGGUCCGCGAGCUCCGCUUCUCCCCCCGGCGUUGUGGGAUGCCAGGGUAAAGGGAUGUCGCUGUAAAGAAAACUAAGGGGCGAUGGUGAGAGAGAAGCUACAUCAGUAAACGGAUGCGAGCCAGACCGUUCAAGGGAGCAAGGGAGUAGAAGCAUAAAGAAGUUUACUUUAUGAAGGCUAAUGAGUGACUCAAGUAACAGUUUGAAGCGAUGUAACUGCUGGACUGGUUUUACGGAGCUUUUGAAAUGAGAGAGCUACAUCUCUCAUUCUUGUUGGUCAAGUGAUGCUAAUGGUGGAAUAAACUGACUUCAGUACUACUGAUCAAUCCAAAUCGCAAGUACCAUAUAAACAAGUGUGAUGUUGAAAUGAGAUGAGGCUCCGAAAUGGAACUGUGGCCACUGUGUUAGUUUUCAUCACUUUUCUCAGUUUGUCCUGGUACACUGCAUGGCAAAAUGGUAAAGAAAAGCUGAUUGCUUAUCAACGGGAAUUUCAUGCUUUAAAGGAACGUCUUCGCAUUGCUGAGCAUAGAACCCUGCAGCGUUCCUCCGAGCUAAAUGCCAUCUUGGAGCAAUUCAGACGUGCAGUAGCAGAAACAAAUGGAAGUAAGGAUGCAUUAAACAAUUUUUCAGAUGAAACACUGAAAUUGUUAAAAGAGCUAAUAAGCAGAAAAUCUCUUCAAGUGCCGAAUAUCUAUUACCAUUUGCCUCAUUUGUUGAAGAAUGAAGGAAGCCUUCAGCCUUCUGUGCAGAUUGGCCUGGGACGAACAGGCGUUUCAAUUGUAAUGGGAAUUCCCACUGUGAAGAGAAAAGUAAAGUCUUAUCUUACAGAAACUCUUCAUUCCCUUAUUGAUAAAUUGUCUCCAGAAGAGAAACUGGACUGUGUUAUGGUUGUCUUCAUAGGAGAGACAGAUCUUGACUAUGUACACAGCAUUGUAGCAAUCCUGGAGAAAGAAUUUUCUACAGAAAUCAGUUCUGGCUUGGUGGAAAUAAUAUCCCCUCCUGCGACUUACUAUCCUGACUUGACAAAUUUGAGAGAGACAUUUGGAGACUCAAAAGAAAGAGUCAGAUGGCGAACAAAACAAAACUUGGACUAUUGUUUUCUUAUGAUGUAUGCCCAGAAAAAGGGCAUUUAUUAUAUUCAGCUUGAAGAUGACAUUGUUGUCAAGCAGAAUUAUUUCAGCACGAUAAAAAAUUUUGCACUUCAACUCUCUUCUGAAGAUUGGAUGAUUCUAGAAUUUUCUCAGCUGGGUUUCAUUGGUAAAAUGUUCCAAUCUCCAGAUAUCACUCUUAUUGUAGAGUUCAUAUUUAUGUUUUAUAAGGAGAAACCUAUUGAUUGGCUCUUAGAUCAUAUACUCUGGGUGAAAGUCUGCAACCCUGAAAAAGAUGCAAAACAUUGUGAUAGACAGAAAUCUAAUCUACGAAUACGCUUCAGGCCUUCCCUUUUCCAGCAUGUUGGCCUGCACUCCUCCCUAGCAGGAAAGAUCCAGAAACUCACGGAUAAAGACUUCCUGAAACCAUUAUUACAUAAAAUUCAUGUGAAUCCACCCGCCGAAGUUUCUACAUCUUUAAAAGUCUACCAAGGACAUACGCUGGAAAAAACCUAUAUGGGAGAAGAUUUUUUCUGGGCUGUUACACCAAUUGCUGGGGAUUAUAUCCUAUUUAAAUUUGACAAACCAGUCAACGUAGAAAGAUACUUCUUUCAUAGUGGCAAUCCAGAGCAUCCAGGAGAUAUUCUACUAAAUACUACAGUGGAGGUUCUGCCUUUUAAGAAUGAAGACUUGGUAUUAAGCAAAGAAACCAAAGACAAACGCUUAGAGGAUGGUUAUUUCAGGAUAGGUAAAUUUGAAAGUGGUAUAGCAGAAGGAACAGUUGACCCAAGUCUAAACCCUAUUUUAUCAUUUCGGCUUUCGGUAAUACAAAACUCAGCAGUCUGGGCAAUUCUGAAUGAGAUUCACAUUAAAAAAGUCACAACCUGAUCAAAAUCUGUUUGGAAGAAAAGAGAGAAACUUUUCAAACAUUUCCUAUAAUAUCCUACAUCUUUAACAGUCAAAAAUUGAAAAUACUGAGCAUGCACCUUAUUCCAAUUGUCUUUUAUUUUUCACUCGAACUCUACCUCUUGUGAAAUCUACUGUAGAUGAGAAGAUUGUAAGUAACCCUUCCUGUCAUAUCCAUCCAGAAACUGAUGCUCCAUACUGAUAACGUUCAUCUGAGAUCCAAGUUGUCGUCCAUUUUUACAUGACUUUACCAUCUUAUGGUUGCUGAAGCCUGCUACUCUUAACCCGUACUAUUUUGAUAGUGUAGUAAUACGGAGAAGUUGUACAUAUUCUUACAUUUCUUGAAGAUGAAAAAAUAUAAUUAAAUUUUAUGAAGGGGGGUACUCUCGGGGUUCCAUUUAUUUUGCUAUAACAAAACCCUCUUUUAUAGAUUAUCAGGAUAUAUUUAUAUCUAUAUCUAGAUAUAGAUAUAUAUUAAAACAUUCGGGAUAUUUAAUUUAUUAAAAUUUGAAAAGUACAUAUUUUUAUGCAGUAAAAUUUUAAAUUGAUAAAGGUUUUUUUUAUGGAUUAUCUAGCUUAGAUUAUCUUUCUACAUUUUUCUUUGCAACUGCAAACAACAUAAAAAACUAAUACCAUAUUUCAGCUAUACUGCCAUACUAAGAAAACUAAAUUGAGUUUCUAAAUUAAGUACUUUUGUACCACAAAAUCUGUAAGAUAUUGUUCAAAGCAUGCCUUAAUUGCCCAAGUUCUGAAGAACAUUAUUCUUGGGGGCUACCAUAUUCCACUGAUUACAGGGCAUAGCCACAUAAAAAGCAUGUUGAAGUAUCUUAAUAUUUCAGUAUAAUGUAAGUGCUAAAUCUGCAGUGAUUUUAAAUUUAAUCCAUCACAUUUUAGAGGGAGAUUUCAAUACCAAGCUAUCCUUUUUAAAAAUUUUGUAGACAGUUCUUAAACCGAAUGAAUUCAUUCUCUGUGUAGAAGAGCAUUCCCUAUCUUUGUGCUGUAAAUUUUGAAUCUUGUCUCACAUGCCAAAACAUACAAAUUCUGUUCAGUACCUUGAAUGACUACAAUCCUAUAUGAUAUUUUUAUCAGGAAAAUAAUAGUAAUUAGACACUUGUAAUUAAUCUCAUUAUAGGUCUCUCAUAAAAUGUUUUUAUUUCAGUAUUUACCUUACGUAAAUGUUGUAGUGGGUGAUUUUUUUUUAAAGGGUGAGUCCUAUCCAACUUCCAUGGGACUCAAUUAAAAGACUUUCAUUGACUUUAAUAGAAUCAGGUCCAAAGUCAGUUUCCUGUCUUUUGCUCUUCAAGGAAAAGAACAAUACCUGUUUAACUGAUGAGCAGCCCAGACAGUGUGAGCUCUUUGUGCUGCUACAGCACUGUUCAUAACAUGUAAUGCCAUUUAACAGUUCAUUAAAAUCUAAUAAUUUUUUCACCACAUCUCAGCAUAGAUCUGAGAAAUUAUUUGGGUUUAGUUUUCUCCCAAUUGUAUCUGCGAAUGAUGCCAAUAAUUUAAAUUAUAGCUCUUUAUUAAAUUAUAUCAUGACUUAAUUUUUGUCAGAUAUAUGUUUCUGAACAAGCAAUGCCAACAACUGUUGUCUUAUCGUUCCAUGAAGUUAAAAUGAUUUCUAAUAAAUUUACCAAUACCAUUGUUAGGUGCCUUUCCUCUGAGCAGUGUCUUCUUAUGGGUUUAUUCUGUCAGCCUAGCUGUUCCUAAAGCAACGUUCAACAUAUAAGAAACUCCUAACAACAUCUCUAAAUGUGUAGAAACUCACCCCAAACUGAUCACAUUGUUGUUUUUUUUGUUAGCUGUACCCUAUUUUUUUCGAAGAACUUUUUUCUAGCAGUCAAAAUAUUGAACUGAAACUUGUCAAUUAUCAUCCAUUACCUCCUUGAUGAUAAACUGAUUUUUUUAAAAGUAUUAAUUUAUAUUCGAUUUUGUUGGAUCUUACUAGCAGGACCCAGAAAUACCUUGGGACACUAUGACAGAUUGCACUCUUAGUAAAUUAAUGUGCCACAACAGUAGAAGUGAAUUUAUUAUAAAUCAUUUAGGGAGCAGGUUUUGUAGAUUCAGAAUCAAAUUCAGACCUGAUGUAAUCAGGUACAAUUCCGUUGAUUUCCUGAGAGUUUGUUCCUUAAAUUAGAAGGUAGGGGUGGAGGAAAUCUAGCUUUUGUUGUUGUUGUUUAAAGAAAAUUCUCUCUAUCUCUACACACCAUUGUUUUAGACUCUAAAUUCUCAAAAAUUCUGAUUCACAAAUCACUCUGAAGUGGUCUGCUCUCCUUUUUGGAGAUCCACCUAUAUAUGGCAGAAUAAGAGUAUUUCAAAUAUUGCUGGACAUUAGCCAGUUUCUGUAUUGCAUUCCUCCAUAAUUUUUUGAUUAAUACACUACAAAUAUACUUACGUACAUUAUGUCAGCCAGAAACGAUAGUUGAUAGAUGUUGUACCUUAAGGAAAUGUAGGUCUUUUUUGGAGCAGCUGGCAUUUCCAGAUAUCUCAAUUUUCUGAUCAAAUUGAGUUUAAAUCCCCAGAUUUGAUGCCAAUUAAAGCUUUUUCUUAAAAUACUGUUUUGUUUUGUUUUUUAACAAGACCUUUAGCAGAGCCCAGAGCAAUUGCAAAGAUUUGGCCUAUUCAUAAUGAAAUCCUGUUUGGCUAAGUGAAUAAUCCUGCUGAAGACUUUUUGUGUGCGUGAUGUAAGAAAGAUUUGGCCUCAUGUCAAAAUAUUCCCCCAUGAAUGAAAACAAUCCCCCCUCUGAACAAGCUACUACAGGCUUUCUGCUCUUUUAGGGACCUAAACAUAAUUUAUUUGCAUUAUUUGACUAAUUACAAUCAUAGGGAUAAAUUGAAUGAUUUUUUUUGCCUCUAUCCAUGGUGAUUUGGCAAAGCUCAAGGCAGGUAUAGUAGUUAUGGACCAGAUUAGAAUUCUCAUCCAUCUCUGCUUUUCUCAGUCUUUUAAAAAUUUAGACUAGAAAAUCAUUAGGGUCCCUUGUGAGUCUCAGAUGAGAUAAGAUAGGUUUCAGAGUGGUACCGUGUUAAUCAGCAAAAAGAACGAGGGGUGCCACAAGUACUCCUCGGGUUUUUUUUUUUGAGAUAAGAUACUGGCUAAAUUUAAGGCAGAAUGAUUUUGUAUGAGUAUGUUGAGGGAUCUCGUUUAGUCUUUUGGCAAGACUAGACAAUUUUGUACUUUUUCCUUCAUUUUUCCCAUAAGCAAGUAUAAAAUUCCUUCAGUAAUUCCUUUUAUUGUUUGAAAUAUCUGCUCCAAAAGGAGUACAGUAUUAAUUUACAUCUUGUGCUUCUAAUCUGUGCUUUCCUCUGGAAACAAGAAUACAAAUUCAUUCCAAGACCAUUGUUUCGUGAAAUCAAGUGUUUGCUUAAGUUUUAGAUUUCAGCGUUCUCUUGUGAUUUCUGCUGUAAGCAGUGAGCUAGAACUCUAAGUAGCUUAAUAUUGAGAACUAUGAAACUUUGUUUCAAGGGGACAAACUUUGAUAUCUUUACAUGACUGGCAGUCAUCCUGCUCCCAUUAAUUUUAUUGGUGCAGGAUCAAGCUCCUAAUUGCAAAACAUCAUUACUGUUGCCUUUAAUGGUAGCUCGCAUGAUGAUCAUCACUGGUGCUAAAUGUUCAUAUAAAGUAAGGAAGGGUGGUUUUUUUUUUU
Messenger RNA from Dermochelys coriacea (leatherback sea turtle), 5962 nucleotides. It is a transcript of the gene MGAT4A, whose product is annotated as alpha-1,3-mannosyl-glycoprotein 4-beta-N-acetylglucosaminyltransferase A. The record is from RefSeq and is a predicted model, not a curated record. Gene Ontology annotation, biological process: protein N-linked glycosylation. NCBI's taxonomy places the organism in Eukaryota, Metazoa, Chordata, Testudines, Dermochelyidae. Gene Ontology annotation, cellular component: Golgi stack; endoplasmic reticulum; endoplasmic reticulum-Golgi intermediate compartment. Gene Ontology annotation, molecular function: acetylglucosaminyltransferase activity. Bases 696 to 2300 code for a protein of 534 amino acids. The transcript has 16 exons.